Molecule: messenger RNA, 2994 nt
Organism: Syngnathus typhle (broad-nosed pipefish)
Lineage: Eukaryota; Metazoa; Chordata; Actinopteri; Syngnathiformes; Syngnathidae
Gene: slc26a6l2
Product: solute carrier family 26 member 6
Exons: 19
Coding region: 110-2437 (775 amino acids)
Biological process (GO): transmembrane transport
Cellular component (GO): membrane
Molecular function (GO): chloride transmembrane transporter activity; secondary active sulfate transmembrane transporter activity; bicarbonate transmembrane transporter activity
Source: RefSeq, a predicted model, not a curated record
UCACUUCUCAGCAAUUGAUGUGCAACUGUGUGAGUUUCAUUUCUUAGAGGAUCCUCUGGCACAAAGCGGGAACUGGUUUUACAUCCAGGAAAGAAAAAUAUACACUAACAUGGAGGAUAGGAACUGCUCUUUGGUGGAGUAUUCGGUACAGCGGCAAGUUUUGAAUGAGGUAUCCCUGGAUGAGGUGGCGCAAAAAGGGAUAUGGUCUACAAAGCCAACCUUCAGUGAACGUCUCAAAGGCUCCAUGAGGUGCUCUGUGCCCCGUGCCAAACAAGUUUUGAUGAACUGGGUGCCUGUUCUUGAAUGGCUGCCUAAAUACGCCAUCAGAGAGAAUGCAAUGGGGGACCUGAUCGCCGGCUGCAGCGUGGGCAUCAUGCAUUUACCACAAGGCAUGGCGUAUGCUCUUCUGGCUUCUCUGAGCCCAGUGUUUGGCUUGUACACCUCGCUCUACCCGGUUCUGGUCUACUUCAUCUUUGGCACUUCUAGACACAUCUCAAUCGGUACCUUUGCAGUGAUCAGUAUCAUGAUCGGGAGUGUGACCGAGCGGUUGGCUCCUGAUAGUAACUUCCUUGUUAAUGCUACAAACGGGACAGGAAGUGUAAAUAUCAACGAACGGGAUGCUUACAGAGUUCAGAUAGCCAGCUCGCUCACAGUCCUAGCAGGAUUGUUUCAGAUCCUGUUGGGUGUGGUGAGGUUUGGUUUCGUGGUCACUUACUUGUCUGAGCCGCUGGUUCGAGGAUACACCACAGGAUCAGCGUGCCAUGUGUUGUGCUCCCAGCUCAAAUAUUUGUUUGGGGUAACUCCAGCUCGCUUCUCCGGUCCAUUCUCGCUCAUUUACACUCUGGUGGAAAUAUGCCGCUUGCUACCCCAGACCGUGGUCCCGGAGCUGGUGGUGAGUCUGGUGGCCCUCUCCAUUCUCAUUGUGAUCAAAGAGCUCAAUCAAUACUACAGGCAGAAGCUGCCCCUGCCUAUUCCCAUAGAACUCAUCAUGAUCAUUGCAGCAACAAUCAUCACACAUUUUUGUGGCCUUGCUACAAAAUACAACAUUGAUAUUGUCGGUGAGAUCCCAAGUGGGCUUAAGGCCCCCCGAGCUCCAGAUGUGACGCUGUUCUCUACAUUGAUCGGUGACGCUUUUGCCAUUGCCAUUGUGGGCUAUGCCAUCAACAUUUCUCUUGGUAAAACGUUUGCCCUCAAGCAUGGCUACAAAGUGGAUAGCAACCAGGAGCUGGUUGCUCUCGGACUUAGCAACACCAUCGGCGGCUGUUUUCAGUGUUAUUCCGUGACUUCUUCCCUGUCGCGGAGCCUCAUUCAGGAGAGCACUGGGGGAAGAACACAAGUCGCAGGACUGAUUUCUUCCAUCAUCGUUCUGAUUACGGUCUUAAAAAUAGGAUCUCUUUUUGAAGCUCUCCCAAAGGCUGUCUUAUCCACAAUAGUGUUUGUGAACUUAAAAGGAAUGUUUAAGCAGUUCUCUGAUGUGCCUAUGCUGUUCAAGACCAACAAGGUUGACUUGCUUGUGUGGCUGGUAACAUUCACAUCCACCAUUCUACUCAACUUGGACCUGGGUUUGGCUGUCUCCAUUGCCUUUUCUAUGCUGACGGUUAUCUUCCGAACCCAGCUGGCACGCUAUUCAAUCUUGGGCCAAGUACCAGCCACCGAUUUAUAUCUGGACGUAGACACAUACAAAGAGGCUAAAGAGAUUCCCGGAAUCAAAAUCUUUCAUUCUUCCGCAACUAUCUAUUACACCAAUGCUGAGAUGUACUUGGAGGCCUUACAAGAAAAGAGUGGCCUUCAAAUUGGAAAACUGCUGGCAGCAAAGAAAAAACAAGACGCAAUGCUGAAGCAGCAGGAGAAAAAGUCAGACAAGAAUGAAGCAAAGCAUCAACAGAGUGCCAGUAAUCUGUCCAAUAACACAUCCUCCUUGGAAGAGAUCAAAAUCACUGCAGCACUGAAAGAGAAUUUUAAGCAUGGUAUACCCUUGAAGGCGACCGAAUCUGCAGUGAAUGGAUUUGGUAAAGGCCACGUGAACCAGGCCUACCAAUCCGACACAAUGUCCGACUUCAAUUGUGACAUGGGAAGGUCGCAGUAUUAUGACAGCAACGCGCUGGCUUCGAAAGAGAGCCAUGACAAGAAAGGACUCACCGAUGCACAGGUUCCUCACAGCAUCAUCUUGGACCUCUCAACAACUAGCUUUGUGGACACCGUCGCCGUGAAGACCUUGAAAAAUAUUUUCCAGAACCUAACAGAUAUUGGUGUAGGAGUCUACCUCGCUGGCUGCCAAGCCUGUGUGGUGGAGCAGCUGGAAAGAGCAGGUUUCUUCUCAGAGUUGCUCCCAAAGAGCAGGUUGUUCGUCACCAUUCAUGAUGCAGUGCUCCACAUCCUUAACAAACCUGGACAGAGCGACGUCAACCUUGAUGUUUCUUACACCACCACAAUGUGAACAGCAGGGGACAGCCUGUUCCAACUCACCAUUCUCCUCUUGAACUAGUGGCGUGCCGUUGCUCACUAUUGGUCCACAUUGUCUCCUCCCCCCCAUACAGGGAGAAAGUCCACCACCUUAACAUGGCAGCACAAUUACCAUGGAAAUGCAGGGAGCCGUUGCCGUGACAACAAGCGUUUUGUUAUAUUGUCUAAUGAGAUGAGGUGUCACCAAAGCUCUCACACUAUGUGGCCCUGUGAAAGGCAGAGAAGGGGGGUUGCGUGGGAGAAUCUAACACGGGAGUAAUAGCCAUGUAUUUAUAGCUUGUGUGAGAGGCUAAAGAGUGAGCACAUAUUUGUUACCAGUAUUUUUGUUUUUGUUUUUAGUGGUUCCAAGAAUGAAUAUGCUUGAAUUGCUUUGACAGUUUAAUAAGUGUCCUGCUGAUAUCUUGAGCUUACUUCUUCAGGGACCCAGCAUAAUGUUGGCAAUGUUCACUUUCACAAGACAAUGUGUGUAUAUACUAGUGGGAUGAACACAAACCAGUGAAUGUAAAUCUUUUCUUAGUGGUUUAUUAAACU